GAAGAUAACAGUGAACCGGACCCGGACCUUCCGAGCCGCUCGUCCCGUAGUAGGUCGCCUGUUGUCCGACGCCAUAGCUGCUAUCUGCGCGACAUCCGGCAAGCGAAGUUUUCAUUCUCCGUCAACUCUGCCGUCUUUGCUUUGCUGCGUGGAACCUACUGCCAUGGCUGGAGAUGAGGACCGAAGAUUUUCGGUAGUCGAAUUCACGUCUGAAGGCUGCAACGUAUCGAUAGUACCAAGCAGCUGGGUUCUUCAUUCAAAAAAGGAAUGCCUCUGGCCGCCAUUGAUGCGGGGUUCCUCUGUAAUGGACCUCGUCCGUGCUUGUUCCGAGCCGGGGCAAGGCUGGAAGAGCUACCCGGCAAACAUACUUGCCAAAUGCAAGACCUACAAGAAAGCCAGCAAAAAACUGGUGGAAGCCGAAGAAAAUUCAUGCGUCGAGAACACAGACGCUGGUGAGCAUGGAGACACAGACACCCCUGUAUUCAAUCGCUCCACCCUGAAGCGGACCUUGCCCACUCUGUCGCCUAGCCGGAUCGGUGCUCGUUCACAAUCCCUGCCCAGGCGCAGCCCUCCCCAGCAACCAGUCAGCAAGAGGAGGCUUUUCGAGCCCCUAGAAAACUCCACACCUCUCGUGCCCAGAAGCAGCCCCACCCAACAGCCAGCUUUUUUGGAGAUACCCGAGGACUCUAGCUCUCCUCUGCUUGAGAAUGGGUCCCCAAAAGAGCCAGCGUCUAAAAGGAGGCAACUGGAGACAACACGAAGUUCCAUGUCCACAUAUGAGCGAGAGCACAUGCGAGUGCUUCUGGAAGUACGGUUCGAGCUGCGGCAGCUCAAGGAUCAGGGAGCCAGCAUCGUAGCAAUGCAGCAGCAACUUCUAGCUCGGAUGGCGGACCUGGAGCAAGCCCAAAGGCACCCCGACUUGCCCGCUCCGCCAGCGAUAUUUGUCCUGCCGUUGUCUACGAUGGCAGAUUUUGAGAUGGCCGAAACUCGCCUUGCGAAUCCCGCUGACCAGGCUGUUCUGAAAGAGCAGCUCUCAAGCCUGGGGGGGAAGACAUUGGUGGAGGCUGCCCGCCGGACGAUGGAGAGGUUGAUGCGGAAAAAGGUCCAGGUCAACUUCAGCGUCUGUGGACGCCGUGGGCAGAAGCGGGCCUUCCGAGGCACGCACAUGUGCAGCGUGGCAGUUGCCAUUAUCACUAGCCAAGUUGCGGCCAAGAUGGUAGAUGUGGAAGGAGCCAUCGGCGACUAUCUGGCUGGGGCCCCGGAUCGAGAGGGGGGCAGAGCCGAAAGAAUGGCCAAGAAGUUCCUGGACCAGGCCAUCCUGUCAGCCCAGCCAAACGACCCACCUGGCAACCAGCCCAGCGCAUCAGGCCAAGGAGCUGGGCAACCAAUUAGCCUGCCAGCAGCCUAGCAAAAGAAUAAACUAAGGUCUUUGUAACGAA
Molecule: messenger RNA, 1439 nt
Organism: Ixodes scapularis (black-legged tick)
Lineage: Eukaryota; Metazoa; Arthropoda; Arachnida; Ixodida; Ixodidae
Exons: 11
Coding region: 164-1408 (414 amino acids)
Source: RefSeq, a predicted model, not a curated record